Messenger RNA from Cadophora gregata, 2026 nucleotides. RefSeq lists its product as uncharacterized. The transcript is spliced from 5 exons. The record is from RefSeq and is a predicted model, not a curated record. Lineage: Eukaryota; Fungi; Ascomycota; Leotiomycetes; Helotiales; Ploettnerulaceae. The coding region runs from base 50 to 1822 and encodes 590 amino acids.
GUUGUUGAAGCAGCAGGAGGGAGUUUAAGUGUGACUAUGCCCCUUUUGUAUGUGUGCCUUAUGGCCUCAUGACCAUUUAAGCGAUUCCAUAAGGAAACAACAACAAACGAACCUUUUGCUGUUUGCCAUUGGGGUUGUUGUUCUUAUGGUAGCACUUUCACUCUCCGCACUGUCAUCUCCGAUCACGAUCACAAAGAUAUUACGGAGCACGAUGGCGCCCAACACUUCAAUCAAAGGCCUCCCAUCACUCCUCACAAUCACUAUCGAGCAAGCUUCUGAGGGUCUAGCUGCCGGUCGCUUCACUUCUGCGGAUCUGGUAAAAGCAUACAUUGCUCGGAUUGAGGAGGCAUCACAUUUCAAGGCUGUGCUAGAAGUCAACCCAGAUGCGUUAUCUGCCGCCAAGACUCUGGAUGAGGAGCGUUCGCGAUCAGGCAGUAUGGGCGCACUACAUGGUAUUCCGAUUCUGGUCAAGGAUAACAUUUCAACGAAGGACAAACUACAUGCGUCUGCUGGCUCGUUUGCCUUGCUUGGGGCCAAGCCGGCUACCGAGUCUUCGGUUAUCAGCAAACUCCGCGAAGCUGGUGUCGUGAUCCUAGGCAAGACAAAUCUUUCAGAGUGGGCGAAUUUCAGAGGUUUGAACAUCAGUGCAGGCUGGAGUCCACGCGGAGGUCAGACUCUGGGUGCCUACCAUCCGAAUACCAGGUCCGAUGGAAGCAGUUCUGGCUCAGCGGUGGCUGCAGCUCUGGGCCUAUGCGGAGCUGCAUUGGGUACAGAAACUAUGGGCAGUAUCGUCGAUCCAGCAGAAAUUGCUAACGUAGUUGGCUUCAAGCCAACCCGUGGUCUGAUCGCGACGGACGGAGCCAUCCCGAUCUCCAAACGUCAAGAUGUCAUUGGGACUCUUACAAAAACAGUCAAGGACGCAGCAUACAUGCUUACCCAGAUGGCUGGACGCAGCGAUGCAGACGAAAGAACUUGGAACAUUCCAUUCGAGUCCAUUCCGGAUUAUGCUUCUUUCUGUAAAAGCACCAACCUUGGCGGUAUCACAAUUGGUGUCCCUCGGAAUUGCUUCGAUACCAAGACGGCCCCAGUACCAAUCAUAAAGUCAUUCGAAUCUGCCCUGAAGAUUCUGUCGUCUGCAGGAGCAACAGUCGUGGACAAUGCGAACUUUACAGGUGUCGACGAGUUCAAGAAGUUGAAUCAGCAAGUGAAGGGAAUCGUCCGAUCGUCCGAAUUCAAUAGGGACAUUCUUGCUUACUUGAAAACCUUGGAAUCCAAUCCGAACAACAUUAGAUCGGCUGAGGACAUCAUCGAAUUCACGAAGAGUUUUCCGGCUGAAGAGUACCCAGAUAAGGACAUUGGCAAAUUUCUGUGGACACAAUCCGAAGGCAUCGAUGUUGACAGUGAUAAGUACAAGGAAAUGGUUCAACAGGAACUGUAUUUCGGUGGUGAGGGGGGGAUUCUUGGAGCCAUCAAGCAAUAUAAGCUGGAUGUUCUGGUUGUUCCAUCUACGCUGGGUGUAGCAAAUGACCUAGCUGCGAAGAUGGGAUUUCCAUUCAUAUCAGUUCCGUUGGGAUUCUGGCCGGAGGAUACCCCGAUUGAACGCGAGGAUCGGAAAGGAGGUCUUGUCCGCAAAGCACCAGGUAUCCCUUACUGUAUAAGCUUCUUCACCAAGGCCUACUCGGAGGAAAUGUUACUCCAGGUUGCAUAUACUUUCGAGCAACUUGCUGGCGUGCAGGAUAAUGGUCCACAGCCUUACCAACCCCCGAGGACCGAGCUGAGCGAUGUUCAAGAGACAGGCCAAAAGAGGUCUCAGCUCAGCUAGGAAGAAAUAUGCUUGUUGUUUGCGGUAAAGGGGAUUCUAUGAGGUCUGUUCAAUCAAGAAGCACUAGAUUUGAGCGCAAGGAAUGGUGAAACUGUUCAAUGAAUGACACGAUCUUGAACACAUGAUAAGCCCCGUGGAAACCUUCUGAAGAAUGACUGAAAAUGAGAUCGCGAGUGUGUACGAAGGCUCAGAUGAUCGGUUCUG